Molecule: messenger RNA, 1605 nt
Organism: Colletotrichum orchidophilum
Lineage: Eukaryota; Fungi; Ascomycota; Sordariomycetes; Glomerellales; Glomerellaceae
Exons: 1
Coding region: 1-1605 (534 amino acids)
Source: RefSeq, a predicted model, not a curated record
AUGAAGUAUCAGACCAUCACUUUCGCCACCUCGACCCUCCUCGGUCUCGUGGCGGCCAGUCCUUAUCACCGCCACCACAAUGUGCGACGCGUCACCAAGCGUGAGGUUCCCCAGGAGCACUCCCACGAAAUCUUUCUCAACAUCACCCGCGAAUUCCUGAACAAGGAGAACCCCAAAGGCAUCUCCGACCCCGUCUUCGGUCUCCUCGGAGACAAAGCGGCCCAGGCCGGUGCCGGGAAAGUCACCAACCUGGCUUGCCUGCAGCAGGAGACUGCUGACCAGGCCUUCACCAACGCCAAAGCCGCCAAGGACAUCCGCGGCAUGUCAGCCGCUCUCGUCUACCAGACCCUCGAGCGCAACACCGCGGGCGUCGGCGUGAACAGCGCCGCUUGCACCGACAAGCCCGUCAACGCCGAGAUCGCCGCCCUGCCAAAGAAGCAUCAAGACCCUGCUGCUGCUGGCGCCGCGGCCAACAACAAGGAGGUUGCUCUGGCGCUGGCCAAGCAGUUGGCCGCCGUCGGCGGUGAUCCCAUGCUGGCACUCGAGAGCGGCACGUUUGCUCCCGGAUCCAAGACCGACAACACCGGCAAGGGUCUGAGCUGUGACACUGAUCCGGACCCCACCGGCUGCAUCUUCACCCUCAAGAAGCUUGUUCUUGACGCCACCCCCGAAGAAAUCACCGCCGCUGCGCAAGGUGUCACUCAGACCGUCACCGGCGGCACCGGUGAGCUCAAGGCAACUCACAUCGACAUCAAGGGCCUCCCCGUCGCUGGCCAGUCUGGAGGUGCCACCGGAGGACAGGCUUCCAACACUUCUUCCAAUGCAGGAAACAAUGCCCAGCCAGCCAGCAGCAAUACCAACACCAGCACCAACACCAACGACGCUUCUUGUGAUGCAGCCAGCUCCAACAACGGUGCGGCCCAAAGCAAUGCAAGCAGCGAAGCCGCCAGUGGAGACAACGGGAACAACUCCAACAGCAACGCCGACGCCAAUGCCAGCACCGGAAGCGGUAACAACGUCCAAACCUUCACCGGCUCCCUCGGCGGCACCCCUCCACCGGUCAUCCAGAGCUCCGGCACGCGCCCCUUCUCCGUUAACGGCGACACCUUCGUCGGCAAGGGCGCCGCCCUCGGCCGGUCCUGCGACAUCCAGCACAACGCCUGCUCCCGCGCCGUCAACAGCGGCCAGCUCAGCGGCAAGGUCUCCCAGUGCGACGAGCAAGACACCCAGUGCCGCGCCCAGGCCAAGCUCCGCAGGCGCUCCUUCAAGCGCCAGGCCACCGACUUUGGCUCCUGCAGCGACCCCUCCAUCGUCUUCAAGAGCGGCCUGGCCGACCGCCAGACCGCCGCCUUCAUCGCCAACAACCAGGGCGACUUCAACCACGGCUCUGCGCAAAAGAUUGGCAUCAUUGCCGGGUUCAUCUGCCAGCGCCUGUCGGACAGCUGCAAGGCGCCCGCUGCUACCGUUGAGAGCUGUAAGCAGGCUCAGACGGCGGCCGUGGCUGCUACUCAGGAUGAGACUGCUGCGAAUGUGUUUAACAGCAUGCUUAUUGGCGGCUCGGCCAGCGGUAACGUCACUGCUCGUUCCGUCCUCGAACGGUACUGA